UGAGCCCUGGAAGAAAAUAACAGGCCCAGUGAUCAGUGGAGAAAGGGAUGGGAAAGAGAUACACGGGGCCAGUCAUGCAGGCAACCAAGGAUGAUCCGAACUCUCCAGUGGAGUGUGGAGAGGAAGAUGGGCUCCCUUUCCACCGAGCCUCUGUGCUCUAGGUCAGAAUGCUGCUGCUGCAUUAGGCAAGGGUUCCAAACAGCAGCGCUGCGGCAAAGAGACAAGGAUGGGAACAGAUGUGACCUUACAAGUCUCUCCCUAGGUUCUUCAACCGGCAGCUUAGAGGCCAACACAACCAGACAGUACAAGAAGCAAAAAAGUCCUUUGGAAACCAUCCUAGAGUUCUGAAGUCACACUUGCUGCCUCCUCCAGCUCCAGCCUGUCCUCCAUAUCCGGCUCCCACUGACCUUCUCCUACUUUCUCUGGCAGGGACUGAUGCCCUUGGCCAUGAUGCACCCCCAACUGCUAUCUGCUCAGGCGCAGCCUGCGUGACUGAGCCACCGCUGCUCCAGCUGUUUCACAGUUUGAUGGGGCGUCGGGCGGAUGACAGCGGGAACAGUUGUGAUCACUGGCGGAAUCCUAGCUACGGUGAUCCUCCUCUGCAUCAUCGCUGUCCUGUGCUACUGUAGGCUCCAGUACUACUGCUGCAAGAAGAGCACUGAGGAUGCAGAUGAGGAGGAGGAGGAGGAAGAGGAGGAGCACGACCUUUCAGUCCAUCCCAGAGGCCCCACCUGCAAUGCCUGCACUUCGCAAGCCCUGGACGGCAGAGGUAGCCUGGCGCCUCUCACCAGCGAGCCCUGUAGCCAGCCAUGCGGGGUGGCAGGGAGCCACUGCACCACCUGUUCUCCAUAUCGCUCCCCUUUUUACAUACGGACAGCUGACAUGGUGCCCAAUGGGGGUGGAGGUGAGAGGCUCUCCUUUGCUCCCACAUACUACAAAGAGGGGGGACCACCCUCCCUCAAAUUGGCAGUGCCCCAGAGUUACCCGGUGACUUGGCCAGGCUCUGGGCGUGAGGCCUUCACCAAUCCAAGGGCUAUUAGUACAGACGUGUAACCACUGCACCCCCCGACCUGCACACACACCGACACUGCUGCCCCAGCAGGAGCCAUGGGGACAGUGGAUGACCCUCCAACAGCCCCACAAGGACUAACUCAGUUUCUUUGGUUUUUCUUGCUCCAUAGCAGAGGGUUCACCAAGAUUUGAGCUGUUGAAUGCAUGGAGAACCAGGGUCGGGGCUGGCUCCAACCCAGAGCCCAUAGGUGGAGGCUGAUUUAUUGACUGAUUUUGCAACUGCACCAGUUUCUCUGUUGGGACUUUCCUCCAACAGCCCUAGUGCCACCACAACCCCUUCCAGGAAGCCCCAAACCCUGACUUUGCAGGGCUAUGAAAAGAAGCACCAGGGAAAGCUAAGCAAAGGCUCCGGAGAGGGAGAUGAAGUGGCCGUGCCUAGAAGAAAAGGGGACAAAGGGCUCAGAGAAAAGUGAGGGCUACAUAUUUUAGAAUUUGAGAUGAGAGGCCAAGGUAUGUAAAAAGUACUUCCAUGGGACUUGCUUGCUAAAACAUGUCCAAGACCUAAUUUACAAUUUAGCUUUUUACUUUGGUUAUCAGUAUUAUCACUGUGGCUGCACCAACAGGGGUAUUGAUUACUGAACACAGCCUAUUUGCAUCUGCUCCCUUGUCAUGAACAUACCAAGUUGACUUUAGAAAGGCCAUGGUGCAUGGUUGUCAGGGGGACUGCAUCAAAAAUCAUCUUGUCUCCUCCAAAUCCUUUUCUUCCCUGACUUAGGAAUCAGCUGUCCCCUGCUAGAGAAGCUUUUUAAAGUUUUGUUAUUAGAGUUCCGGAAGCAUAGCUAAGGAGGUCUUGCUGAUUGUCUCGGGCCCUGGUCCAUUAUGAUUAGUGCAUUCCCAUUCCCAGGCAUGUGUACAUACACAUAAAUCAAUCACCAGGCUUUGCCAUUUUCAGGAGCUGCAGAGAGUGGAAGGGUCCAGGGGUAACAACUAGAAAGAAAAAUCUGACCUCCAAGCAGUAAGAACAAAAGGUGGUUAAGGUGGUAAAUCACCAUGACAACCAGCCAGCUGGUACAGGAAGAGCCUGGCAUCUCCAUGGGCAAUACUGCAGUGGUUGAAGCUGCCCAAAUAAGCUCCUGUAGAGACUGGUGCUCUACUUAAGCAUCCACCUGUGACUGUGGGGCAGAACCCACUUCACCACACUGGGACCAACAGCCCUCACUCCUAAGUACAGGGGAGGGGGGAUCCUGAGGGUUGGAUGUGUCUCAGCAGUUAGAUUUCAAGCUUUUGCUUUCCCUUGGCCACGCACUCCCCAGUCUCCAGUGGUGAACUCUUUAUUGCUGUCUUACUCUAGUCCCAAUUCCUGCUUAUAACCCAGCAGUGGCCUUAUGCUUUAUAAGUAUGCUUGACGAGUUUUCAGAUGCCUUUGCAGUGAAAUAUGGCUGCUCCCCCCUUCUAAGGCAUAGCUGACCCCCACCCCACCCCACUCCUGAGUCACUAAAUGUUGCAGAGGAUGGCACAGGGAAGGGGUUGGGCUUUUUGCCAAAAUCUUGAUUUUGCAUUUAACAAAAGGUAGAGAGCAGCUGAGAGAGUAGGACAGAGAAGGGGAAUGCUCACCUUUCACAUCACUCUUGGGUCCUAGAAUUAAUGGACAAUGAGUUGAGAAGCAGAAGACUUGAGUUCUGGUCACAUUUUGGUCACUCAUUAGCUCUAGAACAAGUCCCUUAUCUUCUCUGACUCAACUUUCGCUAGGGAAAACAGGCUUGCCCAGGUGGACUCUAACGGUUUUUAGUCCUUCAGGAAGUGAGGAUCUCCUAAAAGGAUCUGCCAGCCAGGCCAUUCCCUUUCACCCUCAUCUUGGCAGGUGCUGGUACUCCCAGGUGUCUGAUCCUGUGUACGUGCAUGUUUGCUGAGGAAUGAAAGACUGCAAAAAAAAAAAAAAAAA
Messenger RNA from Chinchilla lanigera (long-tailed chinchilla), 2953 nucleotides. It is a transcript of the gene Fam163a, whose product is annotated as family with sequence similarity 163, member A. NCBI's taxonomy places the organism in Eukaryota, Metazoa, Chordata, Mammalia, Rodentia, Chinchillidae. The transcript has 3 exons. The record is from RefSeq and is a predicted model, not a curated record. The coding region runs from base 544 to 1053 and encodes 169 amino acids.